Molecule: messenger RNA, 4554 nt
Organism: Sclerotinia trifoliorum
Lineage: Eukaryota; Fungi; Ascomycota; Leotiomycetes; Helotiales; Sclerotiniaceae
Source: the annotation of a GenBank genome assembly
GGUUUAUUGGUGUCGCAUUCCUUUCGGAACGGAUUCAACUUCAUCAAUUGAUUAAUAAAUUUAAUCAAGCAAUGGAAUUGACAAUAUCCAGAUACACGAAGUAUUUUUCCUUAAUAUAGUUUGUCCCAUGUACCCAUCCAUAUACCUUUAACCUAUACCUUAUUCUCAAUUUACCCCGAUAAUUGAAGCUCCGGCGCCCCAAAGGCUUCCUAGUUACUUCUUAGAAACACGACUAGCUACUAACUACUAACUACCAUACGAGAGAGAGACUAUUUUCAGGACAUCGACUUGCCCAGUGAGUAAACAAGCUCUUUACCAUCCGCCAAGUCUACACUACACAUUCAUUACCCUUUGGAUACUUUCAUCGUCAACCCGUCAAUCCAUCAAUCCAUCAAUCCGCCAAACCUCCAAACUAUGAUGUCUUGGAAUUUGAAUACAUAAAUUCCAGAAAAAUUCCCUGAUCCUCCCCUGAUCCCCACAGCAUGUUAAGUCUUACAAUCCGCAAUCACUAUUGCUGCGACUUGCCGACCAAACCUUGACAGGGAACAGGUCUCAAACCCUCAAUUUUGUGUUGCGGACUUACCAAGGAAAGGGAUUAAGGGAUUUUGAUUACUGUACAGUUCCUGGGAGCGGGAAGACACGAGUUGAUACACGGGGUAUUUACAGCACCACGCCGAGCACACUAAGAUAGAUACCUUUCGAUCCCCAACAUGGAUGAAGUUGGGGCCAGUGGUUUUCUGGCGCGCACGACUUCGAAACGAUCCAAAUCCUCAAAUCCUUUACGGACGGAUUCGCAACGAAUUCAACGUUGUUCUCGAGCUUUAUCGGUUUCCCCUCCAUCUGCCGGUGCCUCAACAACUUUUGGUUUGCGCUCACGUCCUGGACUGGGUUCACGAACGGCCUCGGCACCAUUUGUCCCUCUCAGUAGGGGUAGUGGCAGCGGUAGUUUAGAUACGAGAUUUUCGACUACGAUAGAGGACGACUCGGAAGAAGGACUGGACCUUCAUGCGCGAAGUUAUCGGGAUUCUGUUACGUCUAUAAAAGACGAUCCUUUUUUCAGAAAUUAUCAAUCACCAAGUUCUGUCUCUUUAGCACGAGAAUUGUGGUCUGCAACACACUCUGAGCGAUCGCACGAUGACGACGUUUUCAAAAAUUCAACACCGCGAUCCAACAAAAGACCUUCUCUAGGAAAUCCUGGUUUACUAGUAUGUCACUUCCACUAAACAACAGCUGCUUUCUGCAGAAACGUUUGGCCCAAUUGACUAACCAUUGUUUCAAUGCAGCCCCAAUCGAGAAGCGGGAUGUCAGACAUAAAUAUUGCAGUGAUUGGGAGUAAUGGAGUGGGAAAGAGCACUUUGAUACAGCGAGCAUUGGGUCUACGAUCCCUACCUAACUCCGUCGCAUCGAGUCUUCGUAUGUCAGUCGAUGAGGUUGGAUACACUGUCAGUCUUAUUGAGCUGGAUCUCGAGUCAUUUGAUAUAAUACCUGAUCGUCUAAUACAAUGGCCCAAACAAAUCAACGGGCACAUUCUCCCACGAAUGGAUGGUGCUCUAUUACUAUACGAUGUCACGAAUCGGGAGAGCAUUGUGGAAUUGCCCCAGACCUUAAGUGAGUCAAGAAGUUCCCGCGGUGAAGCCGCUUUGGACAAAUACUGAUUCGAUUAUUUUAAGACGCACUGGUGAAUUCGGGUCUUCCUACUAUCCUCGUCUCAUGUAAAUGCGACAACCCUGAACACACUCGUCAACUAAGUGUUGAUAGUGUCGAAACUGCAUGUAUGUCAUGUGUAGAAACUGUCAAAACGGCAGCAAAUGUCCCUGAAAGUGCAAGACUUUGUCUUUCUUCUAUGCUUCGAGCCGUUAUGGCAAGUCGAAGCAAUAAUAAUAAUAGUAAUAGUAAGUUGAUAUUCUUUUUGUAGCAAUUUUAUAUGUGGUGUGACACCAUUAAUUAUACUUUGCCGUUUGAUCCAUUUAGUAUUGUUGCGCAAACCUACUUAAAUUAUUUAUUUACAUCAAUGUCCUUUGCUAUCGGGUCUUAGUAGACUGGUCAAAAACGUUGAUGUUCACCAUUUCUCCAUUACUUUUUUUCAAAUGGCAUUGAAAAACUCAUACUCAUCAAAUAUUCAGAAGAUACACCUUCGAUACAACCUCAAGGUACUCGCCGUCGAGCAACUUCCUCUGCGAAUGUCGAGAAGUUAUCUGAACCAACCAUCCCUCGGCCUUUAAGUCAGCAAUCUAAGCAUAGCCGGGCUAGCUCAGAAUUCUCUAUAGGUCGAGCUCUUCCCUCUCCGCCAGUGGCUGGUCGACCCAACGGCCGAACAAAUUUAUCACACCAAAUCAUGAUUCCAGACCCACAUGAUGCCCCACCGCUUUCUGCUCAUCCAGCUUUUCGAGGUGAAAAUCUAUUGGACCAUUCUAGGCCUAGCCCCAGGCUACCUUUGGACCCAAAGGUACGUUCAGUUCUAUCAUCCUGGUAUUGGAAGCAUUGGCACUAACACUGCACCCGACGUUGAGGAGUUGGAUGCAGAUCCUUCAUACCGAUAUUCCGACGAUAUCCCACUUCUCCAGCGUAGUGACGAUACUUUCUUCGAUAAACCUGCUAAAGUGGCUGGUGUAAGUUUCGAAGAGCUUGUUGACCGACUCCUUGGACAACACAUGUCAAGAGCCGACGUCAACUUUUCCGAGAUAUUUCUGUGUCUCUAUCGAAAAUUUGCCGCUCCUGGUGAGCUAUUCGAUGCAGUAUUGGACCGACUGGGACGCUUAGCAGAGGAUAAAAAUAUCCAUUAUCUAACACGAACAACAACUCAACUUCGGAUAAUUACCGUGGUUGCUAAAUGGGUUUCGAGUUAUCCAGGGGAUUUUGCAAGUCCUUCAACAAGUCGCAAGUUAGACGCGUUUAUCAAUCAAUUAGCUUCGGAUCCCGUUUUUGCUGCUGCUGCGCAGGAAAUGAGGACUCAAUUAGAGUCUCGUGUAGUGAAGGAUGAUGACACAGGCUGGGCCAGGACGGAUGCUGAUGUAGACAACGAACAUGCUAAGGAACUUGAAUCAGCGCCCGUUUCUCCUACGACUACAAGAACCAAUUCCAAAGGAGGAUACGAAACUGACAUGUCCACACUAGUGCAAGAAGAUGACGUCAGUGAGAUAGAGCUGAAAGGAUCGAGGGGGGAUUCUUUUUUCUCCGCUCGAGCGUCAUCUCAACCCGACCUUAAUAUGCCUUCAUUUCUUACAGUCGAGGACUACGAGAGAGAGGCUGCCAAGAUGACACCUAAGGGAAUUCUACCAUUAUCUAAACACAGAUAUCACAUGUUUAUGGAGAUCCCCGAUGACGACCUCGCUGAUGAGAUGACCAGGAUAGACUGGGUUAUGUUUUCUUCUAUACGUCUUCGAGAUUUGGUUCGACAUGUUAGCCUUUCACUCAACCAAAAGGAGAAAUGCAAAAGUCUUGCCAACGUAAAUCGCAUGAUAAAUCAUUUCAACCAUAUUGCGAAAUGGGUUGCUAAUAUGAUUCUGAUGCGAGAUAAAGCCAAGCACAGAGCACACAUACUGGAGAAGUUCAUGAAUAUAGCACUGAAGCUGCGGCAAUUGAACAAUUACAAUGGUCUGGCAGCUGUCCUUGCAGGGAUCAAUGGAACUGCAAUACAUCGCCUCACACAAACUCGAAACCUGGUUCCUCCGGAUGUCCAAAAGCGUUUUGCCCGCUUAGUCUUAUUGAUGGGUACGCAAAAGAGUCAUUUCGCAUACCGUCUGGCAUGGGAAAAUUCUCCAUUACCUCGUAUUCCCUUCAUUCCAUUAACUCGGCGUGACCUUGUCUCAGCCGAGGAGGGAAGUCGAACUUUCAUUGGAGCAAACGGAGAGAGAAUCAACUGGAAGAAAUUCGAGGUUCUGUCCGAGGUCAUUCUACCCAUUAUGAAGAGUCAAACUACGCCAUAUCCAAAUCUCACCAAGAAUGGGCAGGUACGACUUCUCAUUCUGGAUUGUCUUAUCCCUACAGAUGAUGAGGUUCGUACUAUAUCUUUCCUUCAUUCAUCUUUCUGUCCCCCAUUUCGGAUGAUCCUAAUGCACAUGCUAAUCAUUUUCACUAGGAUAUAUACCAACGAAGUCUCCAAGUAGAAAGUGCAUCUGGAGCCGCAGAGCCUGUGAAAAAGAAAUUCCCUUGGUUUUCAAAGGAUAAACAAUAAUCGUUUGUGAACACAAUCAGGGGUAGGGCAUUUAUCUGCUACAUAUUGUAUUGCAAGUCUGUUCUCUGCUGAAAGGCAAAGAAAGCAUCUAGUGUCCGGCGUCUGGAUUUUGGUGUUUAUUUAAAGGACAUACCCCUUUCUGUAAUGAAAGCUGAGCAAUGAUAUGAUAUUUUGUUAAAUGGUUAGGACAUGGAGAUGGCUUUGGUAUGGGAAUGUGAAUUUGUUUUUUUGCUUGAGAUGCUAAGUAUUGUGAGGUUGUGAGACAACUGAGAAAAGAUUUAAUUCUAGAUCCAGUUGAAGGUUCGAUUCUUCAAUGUUGCCAAGCUUGGAAUGGAUAUAUGCAAGCGCAUGAUACUCAGGAGCUGGCUUCUUUUGUGCUU